Messenger RNA from Effrenium voratum, 1361 nucleotides. The record is from the annotation of a GenBank genome assembly. Lineage: Eukaryota; Dinophyceae; Suessiales; Symbiodiniaceae.
GUUGUCCCUCCCUUCAAGGGGCUGCGCGCGGCUUGUUUGAUGAAGGCCGUGGGCUGAUGAGGGCGGUGCGGCUAGGGCUGGCGAGGGUCUCGGAAACGGUGACUGCGACGCGAGAAACGUCCUUCAGAUUGCGCCGACCCGAACUCCGCACUCCGUGCCAUGGAGGAGGAGGACGCGCCAGCGGAGGCCAAAGACACCCGCUCCGCCUGCGAUGUAGCAGCAAGCGCUGCAAGGGGCGAGGCCGAUGAUUCUGACGAGCAGACGUUGGCGCGCCAGUUCUACGACGCCUACCGCUCCUUUGUGUCGCUGGUCAGGUUUGAGGAUGAGCCUCCCGAGCAAUCCGCGCUCGAUGAGCUGAGACGGGGCGCCUGAAGCGGAUCGCCUCGCGGGUGAUGCAGCUGCGGCUCUUCUCCCCCAACGAGGAGCUGGAGGACAUCAGUACGACAGAUCUGAAGUACUUGAUGGUGCCUUACAUGCUGGCAGAGGCGGCGGCAGCCUGUCGGGACAUGGAGCAACGCCUGCGGAGCUUGCGGGAUGCCUUGCUCUUCUGGCGCGCCUUCGCGGCAGACUGCCAGCGCCUGAAGCUGGGCCACGCCGCGGAUUUCGCGGCCAUGGACCGCGAGCGGGACCCCUCGGAUGCAGCGGCCAAGCGGGAGGAGAAGAUCGCGCGGUACAAGCGCUGCAAGGAGCUGGACGAAAAGGUGGCGUACCUGUUUAGCAAGAAGCGGGAGGACCUGGGUGAUGAGUACCAAUGGGGAGCUGGAAGCGCUUUUGACGAAGAGAUGGAGCGUGAGCUGAUUUUGAUGCUGUUGGGCAGGGCUGUGGCCUCUGUGCCGGACAACAUCCUGUCCGCCCAGCAGGAGAUGCCGCUGCUGGAGAUGAUGAUCGCCCGCGGCGGGCCCGGCAAGGGGCCCGCAAAGCCCCCACCGGCGGAGAAGCCCUACUUCGUCAAGAUCCAGGACCGGUCGGAGCUGCAGCGUCUCUACCGGGAGAUGGUGUUCCGGUGCCCGCACCCCAUGGCCACCAUGUCCAUCGAGGAGGCGGCGGACCUGGAGAUCCUGGAGAUGCGGGAGCAGGAGGCGGUGCGCGUGGAGAGGCAGAGCCUCCAGGAAGCCACGGAGGCCGACCGAUGGUGGGAUGGGGACCGCUACGGCGCCAAGGAGGACUGGGACGAAGAGCAGAAGCUCUACAAAGAUCGGGACUUUGACGCCUUCAAGGAUGAGAAUCCCUGGGGCUCCGGCAACAAGAUGGCCAACAUCGGCUGAGGCUGACUCAUCAGCCCGCUGGAAGUUUCGGGCGCCGCAGCGGUUGUUUGGGGUUUUGGGGAGGCGAAACCGAAAGGCGGGUUCCAUGAACAGCUG